AUGGCGACGGUGGACUCCUUAACCCACAUAGACAUCACCACACUCUCUCAAUCCGAGCUUCACGCCCUCUCCCUCUGCUCCUCCUCCUCCUCUGCCUUCAACCUCUUCGGGGCCCAAGACCUCGUCGUCCCCAAAAUCGACCGAUCUGUCUUCAACGAGAGCGCUGGCUCCCGCCGCCAGACCUAUUCCCGCCCUCGCCGCUCGCAGUCCGAUGCCUCCACCGGCCACCGUCGCCGCGUCGCCGGCCUCCACGCCACCCCCAAGCUCUCCCCUGUCCCGCCCGACGACCCCGAGCGCAACGAGAACCACGCCAUCAUCGCCCACCUCAAGAACUUCAUUUCCGAGGACCCCAAAUUUGACCAAAUCGACUUCGAGGCUGCCCAUACGGCGUCGUUUCCCGUGUUGAUGGGCCCGAAUCACGAGUUGAGGAGUGGAAUUGUGGGUUUUGAGGGGAGAGAGGACGAGGGUGUGAAGAAAAGAAAGCGGGGGAGGAAGCCGAAAGUGAAAGUCUUGAGCAUGGAGGGUGAGGGCUAUGUGGGUAUGGAGAUGGUGAACAAGAACGGCGCUGCGGUGGACGUUUCGGGUUUGGCGAAUGUGGAAGACCCUUUUGGGGAGGAGUUGAGGAGGAGGACUGUGGGUUUGGAGACUGAGGAGCAGUUGUUGGGGUUUAUGAGGGAAUUGGGUGGGCAGUGGGGAAGUAGGAGGAAGAAGAGAAAGAUUGUCGAUGCAAAUGAGUUCGGGGAUGCGUUGCCGGUCGGUUGGAAGCUCUUAUUGGGGCUUAAGAGGAAGGAAGGACGUGCUUGGAUAUACUGCCGCCGCUUCAUAAGCCCUACUGGACAACAAUUUCUGUCCUGCAAGGAAGUUUCUUCAUUUCUCCACUCCUUCUUUGGUUUCAAUAAUGCGCGACAGCCAGAUGGUCGUGGGGGUGAGAACCUUCAGGAAGAGUGCAUAAUGACUACUGAAAACCAGCAUUCUGAUAAGGAUGGAGGCCGAAGGCAAUCUGUGAAUUCCAGCUCUGCUCUAGUCGUGUCUACUAUAUCUAAUGAGCGUGAGAAGGAAGUUAGCUUAUCGGGAAUGGAGAAUCUUGCAGAGGUUCAGAUACGUGACCUUUUUGAAUGUCACAAAUGCAGUAUGACUUUUGGUGAGAAGGAUUCAUAUUUGCAGCAUCUUUUGUCCUUUCACCAGAGGACUACAAGGAGGUAUAGACUUGGUUCUACUGUUGGUGAUGGUGUGAUAAUUAAAGAUGGGAAAUAUGAAUGCCAGUUCUGCCAUAAGGUAUUUCUGGAAAGGCGUCGCUACAAUGGUCAUGUAGGGAUCCAUGUUCGUAAUUAUGUGAGGAGGGUGGAAGAAUCCCCAGGUCCAAUGACUGUUCAAAAGAGAAUAGAGUCUCCAAGCGGGGAAGGUUUUCCUUCAAGGAUUUCUAAGAUGGAUGCUUUAAUUGAAAUUGCCCAAAACUCUAUCCUAGAAACCUCAACUGCUGGACCUAAUAAUGAAUCAAAAUGUGGUCCUGCUGCCAAUUCUCAUGAAGAAAUGAACAUAGACUCCCCCCUCAGUGAACCGGACCUGGAAGGUAGCAUGAUUGAUAGGACUGCUUCAGAUCAACAUGAUAGUGAGCAUACAAUAACUGAUGGAAGUAUGGAGGAAGCUGACGAUCCUAUGGAAGUUGUAGAUGUUAAGAUGGAUUCUGGAAUGAAUACAACUUCUAUAGAGAAAAAUGGCAAACCAUCUGAAAGUUCUUUGGAGAAAGAUGGUUUGGUCUUCACAUCUGAUGAGUUAGAGAAGUCUGGUACCAACCAGGAUGGAGCUUCUCAGUGCCUGAUACAUGCUUCUUCAAAUGACAAAAUUAUUUCUCAAGUUGUAGGCAAUGAAAAUUUGAAUUUCACAAGUACAUUAGAGCAUCCCAAUGCUGUUGAACUCAGUAAUAACAAAAAUAGUGAACCUGCAGUUGAGUUUGGUAGCAGCAAUGAUCAUGGACCAGCUAAUGAUACUUUGAUAGAGCCUGUAUGCCAAGCUAAUGAAGAAAUUGAAAUCCAAAGUGGGAUUUCUGACUCCUCAAUGUCUCUGGUGCAACCAUUGGUCUGUUUUCCCACAUCUAAUGCAAUAUUGGAUAAGGGGGAGCAGCAUGUUAGCAGUGUUGGCCAGAGACAUAACCAUGAAACAGGGUUUGAGGAGCUGAGGCUGGAUGAAAUAGAACCUCUGAAGUAUGGUUUUGCAGGUGGGCAAGAAUCUCUUACAAUGCAGGAGGUACCGAUGGAUUUGACAAAUAAUGCAGAGAUGGAAAGGGCAUUUGGCUCCUCUGUCCAGUUUGAACAAGAAGAAGUCAUGCUAAGCAUGGCUGCAAGCCAUCAGCUUACAUGUGUAUGGUGUGGAGUAGAGUUCAACCAUGAGGCUGCUGAUUCCGAAAUACAAGCGGAUUCCGUCGGUUUCAUGUGUCCAGCCUGCAAGGCCAAGAUCUCUGGGCCACUCAAUGUAUAG
This is a messenger RNA of Prunus armeniaca (apricot), 2475 nucleotides long. Lineage: Eukaryota; Viridiplantae; Streptophyta; Magnoliopsida; Rosales; Rosaceae. The record is from the annotation of a GenBank genome assembly.